Messenger RNA from Zasmidium cellare ATCC 36951, 1959 nucleotides. RefSeq lists its product as uncharacterized. Gene Ontology annotation, molecular function: nucleic acid binding; ATP binding. The record is from RefSeq and is a predicted model, not a curated record. Bases 1 to 1959 code for a protein of 652 amino acids. Gene Ontology annotation, cellular component: nucleolus. The transcript has a single exon. Lineage: Eukaryota; Fungi; Ascomycota; Dothideomycetes; Mycosphaerellales; Mycosphaerellaceae.
AUGGCCCCAGACCCCAGCAUAGAGAAAAACAAACCCAAAUCCUUCGAAGCCCUCACCCCAGAACUCUCCUCAUGGAUCCUCGACUUCACCACCUCCAGCGGCUUCACACGCACAACGCCGGUGCAAGCCAUGGCCAUCCCGUUACUCAUGGGCAACAAAGACCUCGUCGUCGAAGCCGUGACGGGCAGCGGCAAAACGCUGAGUUUUCUGAUCCCGAUGGUUGAGAGGAUUUUGCGCGCGGAGGAGCCGAAUAAGAAGGGGUAUGUGCGGGGGGUGGUGGUGGCGCCGACGAAGGAGUUGACGAGUCAGAUUUGGGAGGUGUUGAGGGGGUUGGUGGGGUUUCAUGCGCCUAGUCGGGGUUUUUUGAGGAAAGUUGAGGGGAUGGGGGAUGGGGUGGAGGAUGAUGAGGAUGAGGUGAUGGGGGAUGGCGAGGAGCAGGAGGAGGUUUUGCCGGGGCCGUAUGUGAUUCCUCAGUUACUUGUUGGUGGGAGGACGAAGUUACCCGAGGAUCUGGCGACUUUCUCGAAACUGAAUCCGAAUAUUUUGAUCGGGACGCCGAAGCGGAUGGUGGAGGUUUUGUCGUCGUCGAAAGUGCAGCUGAAACGGCAUUGGUUUGAUCUCCUGGUUUUGGACGAGGCUGAUCGAUUGCUGGAUCCGAAUUUCCAGCCGGAUUUGCAGAGGAUCCUGGAGUUGGUGCCGAAGGAACGGAGGACGGGACUUUUCAGUGCGUCGGUUUCGGAGGCUGUGGAUGAGCUGGUGAGGGUGGGGAUGAGGUAUCCGUUUAAGAUCAGUGCGAAGGUGAGGAGUAAAUCUGGAGCGCUGGAUAAGAGGACGCCGGAGAGUUUGAAGCUUUAUCAUUUGGUUACGAAGCCGACGCACAAGUUGCCGAUGCUGAAAGGGAUUUUGGAGGAGAAGCAGGCGGAGAAAAGUAUCGUCUACGUCUCGACCCGAGCUGGUGUGGAUUACUGGAAUCAUGUCCUUCCUUCAUUACUCGGCGUUUCCGUCUUUCCAGUCCACGGAGAUCACAAACACGCCAUCCGAGAGAAGAAUCUCCAACGAUUCCGCGACUGCGUUACUCCAGCUAUCCUCCUCACAACAGACGUCCUCGCCCGAGGAAUCGAUAUCCCAGACAUCGACCUCGUGGUCCAACUCGACCCCCCAUCCCAACCCAAAGACUUCAUCCACCGCUGCGGUCGCUCCGGCCGCGCAGGCAAACGCGGCGCAGCCAUCACCUUCCUCCACCAAGGCAGCGAAGAGGACUACAUCAAAUACCUCGACAUGCAAGGCACCAAGCUCGACCCUUACCCCUCCCCACCCACAAUCUCAGACGAAGAAGCCUCCGCCACCACCUCCCAAAUCCACUCCACCCUCCACUCCAAACACGAACUGCACGACCGCUCCCAGAAAGCCUUUGUGAGCUGGGUCCAAGCCUACAACAAGACCCUCCCCGCGGAUAUCUUCAGCGUGCGCAAAAUCUCCUGGGCAGAGCUGGGGAAAAGCUGGGGACUCCUCCGCUGGCCCAAAAUGCCCGAGCUGAAAAAACACUGCCCGGAAGCCGUCUCCGAUCGGACCUGGUCCCUCGACCUCCCAUCAGAUUUCCACCUUGACAGCAUCCCUUACGCCGACAAAGUCCGCGAGGAGAAACGCCUCACGGACAACGCGGCGCGCGCGAGGGGGGAGAAAGUCGAACUUCCCGCCAAAUUCGCAGGCAAACUCGCGGAGGCGAGGAAGAGGAAGGAGAGGGCUUGGAGUGCGCAAAAGGGGGCGAAGGCGGUAAGGGAGGGGAGGAGGGAGAGGAAGGAGGUCAGGCGGGUUGCGGAUAAGAAGGGGAAGAUGACGGAUCAGCAGCGGGUGGAGGCGAGGGAGUUGGAGGCGUUGAUUGGGAAGGUGAGGGAGAGGAAUGCGAGGGAGAGGGAGGGGGAGGAGGCGGAGGGGGUGUUUGAGGGGUUUGAGGAUUGA